AUGGUACUUUUUUCUUUACUCGGAGUAAUUGCUUUACUCCUGAGAGAGAGGGAAAAAGUCACCAACAACCCCUCAGGUGAAGAGGAAAAUACAGACCAGAGUGAUGUACCACCUCUGAGGAGUUGUGAUGAUGGAGAAGCCGAUGAUGACUGGAGUGAAGACCUGUCACAAGAGGAACCUAUGAGUGGUCUCCUUGAAGUCGAUAAUGACCAGAGCGAAGACCUAACACUGGAAGGACCAAUCACCAGUCAAACUCAAGUCGAUGAUGAUGACUGGAGUGAUGACUUUCAAGAUUUACUUGGUGAUUUGUCUGAAUGGAGUGCCGAUGUCCUCCGUGCUCUCAACAGUGUUACUAGUGAUGACAUCUUCCAGGAUACAGUGUCUGCCAUGUCCAGCUGUAGCAAUUACUUCUCCCAAGCUUCAGUCUCUCUCAUGUCCGACAGUACCGAUGACUUCCUUUCAACUUGCUGUGACAUGUCUGACUGUAGUGUUGAUGCUCCUGAAGCUAGAGUCUCUCAGACAGAGUACACUGUGCCACCUCAGUCAAGCCAGCCGCAGGAUGAGUCAAGAUUUAUUGACAUAAAUUCAUGCUGUUAUGAAAUCGGCAGUCAGCUGGGUGAAGGAGGCUUUGGUACCGUUUAUGCAGCGACUCGUUUGGAUGAUGGCCUACAGGUGGUGAUAAAGUUUGUCUCCAACUGGAACAACAGGUUCAUCGUCAUUGACGGCUGUUCCGAGCCUCUUCCUCUGGAGGUCGCUCUGUUGAUUCUGGCAAACGAAGGCCCUACGGUGAAGGAAAUCAUCCAGCUUCUGGACUGGCAGGUGGAGGCUGACCACUACAUGUUGGUGAUGGAGCGGCCCAUGCCCUGUGAGGAACUGAACUGGUUUCUCCUCCGGCAAGUGGUGACCCUUAAAGAAGACGUGGCACGGGUCAUCAUGCAGCAGGUAACAUUCGCAGCCCAGACCUUGCAGACGGGAGUGUUGCACAGGGAUAUUAAGAUGGAAAACAUCCUCAUCAACCCGGACACACUCAGAGUCAAAUUGAUUGACUUUGGGUGCGGUGAUUUUCUCACCGAUGCGGCGUACACAUCCUUUGCUGGCACAAGAGAGUACUGCCCUCCUGAAUACCUGAUGAGCGGCCAGUACCACGGAGAACCAGCCACAGUGUGGUCUUUGGGGAUCGUCUUGUUUGCCUUGCUGUGUGGGGAUUUCCCAAAGACACAUGACCUGGAAAAGAUCCGCAGUAACACCUGGACCAAAGAUGGCUUAUCAAAAGAAUGCUGCGAUAUUAUUUGUGGCUGUCUGCAGCUUGACCCGAAGCAGCGGAUUGAGCUGAAGAACCUCAGUCUCCACGACUGGUUCAGUGUGACAGGAAACCAGUGCUGCUUCCAGCCCCAGAAAAUCACAGAAGUGGAGAAAUGUACCUGA
Messenger RNA from Puntigrus tetrazona (Sumatra barb), 1425 nucleotides. RefSeq names its product serine/threonine-protein kinase pim-2-like. Lineage: Eukaryota; Metazoa; Chordata; Actinopteri; Cypriniformes; Cyprinidae. Gene Ontology annotation, molecular function: ATP binding; protein serine/threonine kinase activity. Gene Ontology annotation, cellular component: cytoplasm. The record is from RefSeq and is a predicted model, not a curated record. Gene Ontology annotation, biological process: regulation of mitotic cell cycle; protein autophosphorylation; negative regulation of apoptotic process.